Molecule: messenger RNA, 1032 nt
Organism: Sabethes cyaneus
Lineage: Eukaryota; Metazoa; Arthropoda; Insecta; Diptera; Culicidae
Product: zinc finger protein 626-like
Exons: 2
Coding region: 1-1032 (343 amino acids)
Biological process (GO): regulation of transcription by RNA polymerase II
Molecular function (GO): RNA polymerase II cis-regulatory region sequence-specific DNA binding; DNA-binding transcription factor activity
Source: RefSeq, a predicted model, not a curated record
AUGGCAGCCAUUCUUGAUCUGAGUCCGCUGCCGGUUCAGGCGUCGAGUCAUCCGAUGCAUUACAUCGUACUGACACGCGCUGCGGCGGAAGGCUCGGAGGAGGUGACCGCCCUAAACAACGGGCAGCAGCAGCCGGAGGAGGAGCAGCAUGUUUGCAACAUUUGUGCCAAAGGCUUCCGCCGGGAGGAAUACCUCACAGCCCACAUUAAAAUCCAUACCGACGAUCGACCGUUCAAAUGUGAUCAAUGCAACAAAGCGUACACCAGAUCCAAUUGCCUGGCCAGGCACAAGAGGACUCAUGCGGAAAGAAAAAACUUUAAGUGUGAAGUGUGCAACAGAAGCUUUUCCCUGAAAGGAUAUUUAGAAGUUCACCGAAAAUCGCACGCCACCGAUCGACCGUUCGGUUGCUCAAUUUGCGGAAAACAGUUUAAGUUUCGUCAACAGCUCACGAGGCACGCUCCCUGUGACACGGAUGAACGAAUUUUUGAAUGCAGCAUAUGUGGUUCGUCAUUCAGAUCGUCUCAUUCUCUUAAAAAUCACCAGAAAACCCACGCAUAUCUCGAGGAAAAACCAUUCAAAUGUGACGCGUGCGAUGCCAGGUUUGUCUUCGAGCACGGGCUUAAGACUCACAAGCAGGUACACUUGGAUAACCGAAGUUUCAGAUGCCACUGCGGAAUGCAAUUUCCCUCCGGUAUGAGUCUCCGGACGCACAAGUGGACCGCAUGCAAUGAACGACCGUUCAAGUGUACGCUUUGUAGGAAAGCUUUCAUAAGCAGCCAAAAUUUUCAAACACAUCUCAGGAUUCAUAGCACCCUCUCGGAACGGCAAUGUCCGAUUUGUGACAAACCAUUCCUGUGGCAGUCCUGUUUGCAAAAGCACAUGACGGUGCACACCGGCGAACGACCGUACGAGUGUGACCAGUGCGGUCGUCGCUUUUCACGUCAAAACCAAGCCGCGAAGCAUCGAGAACGUCACAGCGUGCACGGGGAACAGAAGGCGUCCCCUGGAGGAGGGUUGAUCGAUUUAAUAUAG